GUACGUGCUUUUAACGCGAGAACCACACUAGUACCAACCCUCGAUGCCUAUAGGGACGGUUAUUUAGCUCCCACCGCAGCUUAAGCCGACCGCUUGUAGGUCCGAAGGAUAACGGUCUUUUUGGCCGGCUAGAAUAGGGCCUCCGACCGCCCUACAACCGGUAUACAACGGCUAUCUAAAACAGGUAUAUUCCGGUAAGCGGCAAGGGUGUGUUGGCGCCCUGUGCCAGCCCCCUAUACAAGAGUGUGCAUCUCGAUUCACAGGCUGUAUAUAUCUGCGACAUAUGCAGCACACUAUGCAGAGUUCACACACUAUAUACACACUAAUGGCGGCCACCUAUGCACGAUCCUACCGAACUAUAUCAUGCAUAUAUAUUUCUGUACAUAUUAGUGGGUGUGUGAGCGAAUGGGGGAGCCACAGAAUUACCUAUCAGCGACGGCGGAGUUAGGAUACCAAGGCAGAGAGGAACAUGGUGGUAGGACAUGGGGUUAGAACAAGGCUACUAUCUGCCCGUAUUACCCGACUGGCUGUCUUCUUGAGGUUCAGUACAAAAAACCAGCCGAGGACUUUUCGGAGACAGACGCUGGGGACGGAGUUUCUAUCCAAUGUCAACGCCCGUGUCCGUCCCUGCGCAUCAUCCUCGCGCACAUGGUUAUGCCGCGCAUUUGAGACCUCCUCGAAGGCCAAUCUGGAUUUAUAUAACGGCCAAUGGUGAACGAAAGCUUUCCCACAGCUCGCCUCAAAAUUAUCACACCUUUUCCGUAAUGGCUUGGGAGGAAACAGACCUCGGGGUGUACAGAGCGGUAUUUGGUGGAUCAGAGAAAAUUUACCAUAAGGUUGCGACUCUUUUCGCCCAUCUCAAACGUGAGCACUAUCGCGUCCACUGCGUCUGUUCCCUUGAGUUUAGCUCCGAGUUUGAAGAACGCGAUCCUGCCACCGCCUUGAAAGAAGCAUGGAAGACUUUGCGGACCGAGCUUCCAACUUUGGGAGUCCUCGCGGAUGGACCAGGCCACAAGGUGUACAAAAUUCUUGAUGUGCAAGGCGAGCGAGAUUGGCUCGACCGGAGUUUCUUCCUCGAGCCACAUGGGAAGUCUUCAGAUGAGGUGAUCGCGCGCGAACCGCUCGACUUCCCGAGCCUCCAUUUUAUGCCUUCCUCAUCGGAAGUCAUCUUCCUAUGCUCGCACUGGCGCAUCGACGCCAUAGGCACCAACUGGGUCCUCGACCGACUCUUCUCCCUCCUAGUCGCGCCUCGGGCCACUUUGCACAGCGUCCCAAGCCUUGACGUGGUCUCUCCCGGCCUCGAAGGAGCCAUCGGGAGCCUCGAAACCUGGACCGAGGAGCAGGAAACCUACGCCCGCUCCUACAUCCAAUCCUUCCGUGCGGACUCUUUUCCCAACGAUCGCAUGCCAUACAAAGGCGAUGCAGCAACGCUGCCAGGCAACCCCGCCCGCCAGACUGUUGUUUUCGACCCGACGAGCACGGCGCACGUCAUCGCGGCGUGCAAGGUCUUGGAAAUCAGUGUCACAGCCGCGGUGCAUUCAGCACUUGCGCAAACUGUAUUCGCGCUCGCUGAUGGUGACGACGGAGAUCAACCUGGGGAGAAACACGACUACACGUGCGCUACGUCGAUGAACUUACGCCCAAAGCUGCCCGCGCCGUACAACACCCGCGCUCACGCCGUCCAGACCUACGUCAUCGGCUGCGCGUGCCGUGUUCGGCGCGAUAGCAGCUUCGCUGAUGCGGCGAGAGCGCUCACGAAGCAUUACAAGGUCGCGUAUGGUGAUGAGCGCGUGCUGCAAAGUUUGCGGCCGAUAUACAAGUUCAACAGCGACGCUACGCCCGUGCAGCAGAAAAAGGGGAGCGCGGCCGCCACUCCGUCUGCUGUGGUGUCACCGCCGCCACUGCCUAGCGGCAUCACGAUUAGUAGCAUCGGCAUUGUGGACAACUAUCUCACGGGUGUGUAUGGCGGUGGGGAUGGCAUGCCGGCGGUGAGGGUACGAGAGUAUCAUUUCGGCAUUGACAUGAUGACGCGGCAGAUGAUUAUGUAUGUUGGUACGUUUCGCGGGAAGCUGCAGUUGUCGAUUAGCUAUAAUGCGGGGUAUUAUGACCCGGAUGUGCCGCGUGAUGUGCUGAAGCGCGUUGGGAACGAGUUGGAGAAAGGACUGGGAGUGGAACUGGCGAUUUGGGAGAAUCUGUCCCUGGAUGCUGGAUUGGAUUCAAUGGAUUAUAGUGAACUUCGAAUCUUGUUGCUGUAUGUUUUAAAGGCGCAGGUACUGAUACCGGAAAUAUUGCCUGAGGGCUCAGUCGGUACCACUAAACAUGCCCUUUUCGAAAGCGCGGACGUCAGUUAA
Pseudogymnoascus destructans is the source of this 2351-nucleotide messenger RNA. RefSeq lists its product as uncharacterized. Bases 606 to 2351 code for a protein of 581 amino acids. NCBI's taxonomy places the organism in Eukaryota, Fungi, Ascomycota, Leotiomycetes, Thelebolales, Thelebolaceae. The record is from RefSeq and is a predicted model, not a curated record. The transcript has 2 exons.